CAAAAAUCCAUCAAUCUCCGGCCAUUUUGCGGCCAUCGCCGGCCGUCCACGUCAUAAAAAUUGAAGCUUUACUGCAUUUUUUAGGAACAAGUCCAGGUUCAUUGUACUUUAAUAGACCAACCAUAAAAGCUCAGAGAUAAUAUAUCAGGUAAAUUUAGACUCUUUGGGUCAAAAAUGUCGACUUUGGAGGAUUCGCUGGUCAGCUCCAAGCUCUCUCCGGCCAAUACUUAUGGAGCGGUGGUUCUCGGCGGCACAUUUGACCGAUUGCACGACGGCCACCGCCUCUUUCUCAAGGCGGCGGCGGAGCUUGCACGGGAACGGAUUGUGAUCGGAAUUUGCGUCGGACCCAUGUUGGCAAAGAAACAGUUUGCUGAUAUGAUUCAACCCAUUGAGGAAAGAAAGCAUAAUGUUGAAACUUACAUCAAGUCUAUCAAGCCGGAGCUGGUAGUGCAAGUUGAGCCUAUUACGGACCCUUAUGGCCCCUCAAUAGUCGAUAAAGAUUUGGAUGCAAUUGUUGUCAGCAAGGAGACCUUACCAGGUGGUCUGUCUGUUAAUAAGAAGAGAGUUGACAGAGGCCUUUCGCAACUGAAGGUUGAAGUUGUAGAUCUCGUUUCUGAAGGUACUGGUGGAGACAAGCUUAGCUCAACAACAAUAAGGAAGCUCGAGGCAGCAGAGAAGGCCAAAAAUGAACAGCUUUAUGAUAAACCUACUGGAAACAAAACACUUCUUUCUUCACUUCUUUCAUGGCGGUUUUCUUUGAAUUCCAGAUCUCUUGGAGCAUUUCAGAAGCGGAAAUACGUGUGUGUUCUUGUGAAUCCAGAGCACCAAAAAGAGAAAGUUAGAGAAGAAAGAUUCUAUUUUUCAUUCAAUAAGGGUGGGUUUUUGCAGAUUCUUGCAAAAAUGAAUGAUUUGAUGACCAAAUCGUUCCUAAGUUAUGUGGACCUGAAGAAGCAGGCCCAGAUGGACAUGGAAGCUGAGCUUGACGUUGAAGCAGGCCUAGGAGGACAGCUCAAUCCCAAAGACCAAGAAAACCUCUCUCAGUUCUUUCAUGAAGUAUCAGCAAUCAAGGCUGAUAUGGAAGAGAUAACCCUUCUCUUGUUUGACCUUCAAAGCCUGAAUGAAGAGGCCAAAUCCACUCACAGUUCCAAGAUUCUCAGAGGGCUAAGGGACAGAAUGGAGUCUGAUAUGUCUGCAGUGCUUCGAAAGGCCAGGGUUGUUAAAGCCAGGCUUGAGUCACUUGAUCAGUCCAAUGUGAUUAGUAGAAAAAUGUCUGUGGAUUAUAGGGAAGGGAGCACUGUGGACAGGACUAGGAUGUCUAUUACGGCUGGCUUGCGAGUCAAGUUAAGGGAUUUGAUGUGUGAUUUCCAGUCUUUGAGGGAGAAGAUUUUGUCUGAUCACAAGGAGGAUCUCAAGAGGAGGUACUACAGUGCUGUGGGGGAAAUGCCGACUGAGGAGGAGCUUGAAAAGAUGAUUUCCGGGAGUGGGAAGAUUGCAAUGUUCGAGGGGAAGAGUGAGUUGGAAAUCGAGAAUAAGGUCAGGCAUGAGGCAGUGAUGGACAUUCAGAGGAGCUUGACUAAGCUGCAUCAGGUGUUUCUUGACAUGGCUGUGCUGGUUGAGGCACAAGGUGAACAGAUUGACAAUAUUGAAGAGAAUGUGGCAAUUGGGGGACAGUAUAUCAGUGGUGGCACAAAUAGUCUUCACUAUGCUAAGCAGAUGAAGAAGAAGAAUAACAAAUGGGUGCUUUGGCUUUGUGCUGUGGUGGUGAUUAUAUUUCUGGUGUGCUUAAUUUCAAUGCUGGCUUCUUGA
This is a messenger RNA of Fragaria vesca subsp. vesca, 1806 nucleotides long. RefSeq names its product syntaxin-112-like. Gene Ontology annotation, molecular function: SNARE binding; SNAP receptor activity; catalytic activity. NCBI's taxonomy places the organism in Eukaryota, Viridiplantae, Streptophyta, Magnoliopsida, Rosales, Rosaceae. The transcript is spliced from 9 exons. Gene Ontology annotation, biological process: biosynthetic process; intracellular protein transport; vesicle fusion. Gene Ontology annotation, cellular component: SNARE complex; plasma membrane; endomembrane system. The record is from RefSeq and is a predicted model, not a curated record. Bases 175 to 1806 code for a protein of 543 amino acids.